This is a messenger RNA of Closterium sp. NIES-67, 8819 nucleotides long. Lineage: Eukaryota; Viridiplantae; Streptophyta; Zygnematophyceae; Desmidiales; Closteriaceae. The record is from the annotation of a GenBank genome assembly.
AUGUUUACUCUCCUUCGGCUCUACAGCGGCCAAUGUCAGCUCCAGUAGACUUGCAAUUUACUCCAGCCCCACAUUCGAAUUUGAAAUUCGCCUCUCGACGCGACUCCGCUACCUCGUUCGAUUCCAAGUUAUCUUCAAAGCCUGUCGAGAGGACCUACCUUUUUGUGGUGGCGAUUGGUGACACUUUUACACAGCGCUUUAGCAGCGUGCUUCGGAAUCUCGCCUUACUCCACGAGAGACUAACAACUUGAGGUACAACAUUCGUCUGCGUGUCACACGGAAGCCUACAAUAUCGCGACAGCUUUCGCCCUGCUCUCUUGGCUCGGAGUCCGGGCUGCCAACACGCCGCUCAAGGCUCGUCCGACCCGAAGCGUCAUGAAUACGCCUAGCGUUCUAGAAUGACGAGCGCGACUGCGAGGGGGCUUGCUGCGAGUGGCGAGCAGCGGCGGCAGUCACAGCAGCCCUCCAGUGAAAUUCCCGUCGUUUUACCCCACGCCCCGAGUUGCAAUCCUUCCCAGGCCCAGGUCGCUGCCCGAGCAGUUGCCCAGCCGGCUGUCCUGACGGAUGACCGCCAUCCUCCCCAGAGGAUGGCGACGCAGCCGCAGGAGCGAAUGGAACAUUCCAGCCGCGGAGUGCUGCACGCCGCCACCCCCUUGUCUGAGCGCGAGAUUGCCGCGCUCGAACCCGCUAAUCCCGACAUGGACGACGCGCACGGCGAUGCAGCUGCGACGGAGCGGUUAGUGUACGACGAGGAGGGCGUGGAGGAAGCGGAGAGGGGCAGAGAAGGAGACCAGAGUGAUAGUGGCGAUGGCGGUGACGGGGAGGGUGGUGGAAAGGUGGGCACAGGAGGAGGUAUAGAAGGGACUGCUGCCCAAGGGAAGUGGCGGCACCCUUUCCUCAGCUCAAAGAACAGGGCGGCAAGCUUCUCGUUGCCGGACCUGUGCGCGAGCGUGGGCGUGCCUCUGGACGUGCAGAUCAAGUACGAGAUCGCCGUGCUCAGACGCCUCCGCCCGCACCUCAGCACCAACCUCGUCUCCGCAGUGGUCUUAGCUAAGUACGGCGUGGACGUAACUCCCAGGAAGGUGCAGAAGAUAGGGAGCGAGAGCAGAAAGUGGAUCAAGGCAGGGGCCGUGCCUGCAGGGACCAUGGAGAUGACGCGGCUUGAGGACGAGGUGGCGGCGUGGGUGCUGCGAGAGGAGGAGGUGCGGAGGAGGGAGGUGACGGAGGAGAGGAUUCUAGACCGCGGCAAUGCCCUCGCGCCCAAGUACCUGCCGAGGAUGAGCGCUCCCUUGACGCAGAAAUGGGUUUCGGCCUUCAUGAGGCGCUAUGGCUUGCUGCUGCUGCCGCUCACUGAAGGGCCAGUGGGUGGCGAGGAGGAAGGAGAGGAGGAGAGCGGGAUGGGAGGUGGGGAGGGUGAGAAGGGAAGUGGGGUUAUGGAGGUGGAUGAAUCGAGUGAAGAGGAGGAAGGGGAGAGUGAAGGAAGUGCAGAGGAAGAAGAAGAGGACGAGGGAGAGGAGAUGGUAGAUGCAAGGGGAGAGGGGAAGGUAGAGGCAGGAGGGGAGGGGAGGGUACGGUUAGGAAGAGAGGUAGAGGCACGGGGAGAGCAGAGGGUCGAGAGGGGGGGGAGGGUAGUGGCAGGGUCAGUGUCCCGCGGCGCAAGGCCUCAUCAGAACACGUCCAGCUGGUUCCGUUUCCAGCGCGUGUCGUGCAUGGGUAACUUUUACCGCAAAAUCCUCCCGUCUGAAACCCUCCUGGUAGACGCCUCUGGUUGCUCCGUAGAGCUAACACCUCCAGGAGCCAAGAAGGCUGCAGCUCAAAGGGUGGGUUCAAAAGGCCACAAGGGCAGUCCUACCAGCGAUCAGAGCCCGGAGGGGGAUGCUGUAGAGCGGCUCAUCUGCCUGUGGCAGCCAGUGCGGAAGAAAGGGGGGGAGGGAGCAGGCGGAACGCGAAUGCUGAAGGGAAUUACACUAAGCCGGGUUCGGGCGCUCUGCCUCGUGGUGCAGGCUCGGCCGGGCCUCAGGCGGGCCGCGAUUAUAAAAAUGGUGAAGAAGGCUUGGAAUGUAAACCUGAGUCCCGGAGUGCUAAUGGCCAUCCUAUCACAGAGGCGGCGGUGGCUGCAGCUGCCCAAGGGGCUCUCACUGCCUUUGCUCAAGAGGCCGCGCCUCAAGGCAUCGAGGCUGCUGGAGGUAGCUCUGGCGCGGUGGGUGGAGGACAUAGGCGCCGGGAUCAAGAUCUUCUGGGAGACCGUCUGCUGGCCCGCCCGCCCCGCUGCCGUCACUGUGCCGGCUGGGAGCGGUGGGGGCAGCGUGAGGGUGCAGUAUGUGCUAAGAAAGGAGGUGAUUAUAGAGGUGGCAAAGAGAAUCGGGCCGCUGGUGGGAGUGGUGCCAGGGUUUCGGUUCUCGUAUAACUGGUGCUCGCGGUUCGUGCAGGUGGUGGCAGAGUGCAGGGAGCUGCAGUGGCUGUGGGCGUGCGAGCGGGAACGGGUGCAAGCAGUGGGGGAGCGCGGACUCCUUGGGAAUUCUCAAUGCACAAGAGCAGGUAGGGCAAGAGGGGGACAGGAUGUUGGGGAGACAGUGCAGAUGACGGUUGAGGAAGGGGGUUUGGUUGAAAAGGAGGAGGGAGGGGCAGGGGCAGGAGAUGGGGAGGGGGAUAUGAGGAGGAAGGUAAGGCGAGUGGAAGGAGAGAAAGUAGAGGGCAAGGAGGACAGGGCGAAGGAGAAGGAAAAGGCGAACGAGCGGGAGAGGGAGAGGGAGAGGAAAAAGGAGAGGGAGAAGGAGAGGGAGAGGGCGAGGGCGAAGGAGAAGGAGAGGAUAAAGGAGAGGGAGAAGGAGAGGGAGAGGGCGAGGGAGAAGGAGAAGGAGCGGGAGAAAGCGAGGGAGUAUGCGAGGGAGAAGGCAUGGGAGAAGGAGGUGGAGAAGGCGAGGCAGAGGAUCCAGAAGGAGGGUGGUGGGCGUGAUGGCAAGGGACGAAGCAAAUGGGUGAAGUGGGAUGAGGCAUGGGAGCCCUGGGGACAGAGAAGCGGGGCUAUGAGAGGGGAGGGGGUGCUGGCGAAAUGGAUCAAACGACGGUUGGAUCCGGUGCAGAGGGAGACGGAGGAUGAUGGGAUGGGAGGUUGGAGAGCAGCGCAUGGCCGCCCCCCUGUUCUGCUGUCUGCCACGACCAUCCACCGCUUCGCCCUUCACCUGGUGCUCAGAUGCAACAUGCCGUUAUGCCCCCCAUCCCUGCCUCCCUCCACCUCCUCCGUGCCGCCCCGCUCCUCCUCCUGCGCCGGUCCCGCCUUCACUCGCGAGUGGAUGCUUGCUUUCUUCCAUCGCUGGGAUAUCGACCCAAACCGCAUCCACGGGCUGCACCAACUGCCAUCUGCUGCCAUGGCUACUCAUACCACUGCCGGUGGUGAUGCUGUUGGUGCUGCUGCCGCUCUAGACACUGCUGCUGCUGGUACUGCUGCCACUCUAGACACUGCUGCUGCCGGUACUGCUGCCACUCUAGACACUGCUGCUGCUGGUACUCCUGCCGCUCUAGACACUGCUGCUGCUGGUACUGCAGCCACUCUAGACACUGCUGCUGCUGCUGCUGCUGCCACUCUAGACACUGCUGCUGCUGGUACUGCUGCCACUCUAGACACUGCUGCUGCUGCUGGUACUGCUGCCACUCUAGACACUGCUGCUGCUGGUACUGUAGCCACUCUAGACACUGCUGCUGCUGCUGGUGCUACUGCCAUUCUAGACACUGCUGCUGCUGGUACUGCUGCCACUCUAGACACUGCUGCUGCUGGUACUUCUGCCGCUCUAGACACUGCUGCUGCUGGUACUGCAGCCACUUUAGACACUGCUGCUGCUGGUGCUGCUGCCACUCUAGACACUGCUGCUGCUGGUACUGCAGCCACUCUAGACACUGCUGCAGCUGCUGGUACUGCUGCCACUCUAGACACUGCUGCUGCUGGUACUGUAGCCACUCUAGACACUGCUGCUGCUGCUGGUGCUACUGCCAUUCUAGACACUGCUGCUGCUGGUACUGCUGCCACUCUAGACACUGCUGCUGCUGGUACUGCAGCCACUCUAGACACUGCUGCUGCUGGUGCUGCUGCCACUCUAGACACUGCUGCUGCUGGUACUGCUGCCACUCUAGACACUGCUGCUGCUGCUGGUACUGCUGCCAUUCUAGACACUGCUGCUGCUGGUGCUGAUGCCACUCUAGACACUGCUGCAGCUGCUGGUACUGCUGCCGCUCUAGACACUGCUGCUGCUGGUACUGCAGCCACUCUAGACACUGCUGCUGCUGCUGGUGCUACUGCCAUUCUAGACACUGCUGCUGCUGGUACUGCUGCCACUCUAGACACUGCUGCUGCUGGUACUGCUGCCGCUCUAGACACUGCUGCUGCUGGUACUGCAGCCACUUUAGACACUGCUGCUGCUGGUGCUGCUGCCACUCUAGACACUGCUGCUGCUGGUACAGCUGCCACUCUAGACACUGCUGCUGCUGCUGGUACUGCUGCCAUUCUAGACACUGCUGCUGCUGGUGCUGCUGCCAUUCUAGACACUGCUGCUGCUGGUGCUGCUGCCACUCUAGACACUGCUGCUGCUGGUACUGCUGCCGCUCUAGACACUGCUGCUGCUGGUACUGCAGCCACUCUAGACACUGCUGCUGCUGGUGCUGCUGCCACUCUAGACACUGCUGCUGCUGGUACUGCUGCCACUCUAGACACUGCUGCUGCUGCUGGUACUGCUGCCACUCUAGACACUGCUGCUGCUGGUACUGCUGCCACUCUAGACACUGCUGCUGUUGGUACUGCUGCCGCUCUAGACACUGCUGCUGCUGGUGCUGCUGCGACUCUAGAAACUGCUGCUGCUGGGACUGCUGCCGCUCUAGACACUGCUGCUGCUGACACUGCUGCUGCUGGUACUGCUGCCACUCUAGACACUGCUGCUGUUGGUACUGCUGCCGCUCUAGACACUGCUGCUGCUGGUGCUGCUGCGACUCUAGAAACUGCUGCUGCUGGGACUGCUGCCGCUCUAGACACUGCUGCUGCUGGUACUGCAGCCACUCUAGACACUGCUGCUGCUGGUACUUCUGCCGCUCUAGACACUGCUGCUGCUGGUACUGCCGCCACUCUAGACACUGCUGCUGCUGGUACUGCUGCCACUCUAGACACUGCUGCUGCUGGUACUGCCGCCACUCUAGACACUGCUGCUGCUGGUACUGCUGCCACUCUAGACACUGCUGCUGCUGGUACUGCUGCCGCUCCAGACACUGCUGUUGCUGGUACUGCCGCCACUCUAGACACUGCUGCUGCUGGUACUGCUGCCACUCUAGACACUGCUGCUGCUGCUGCUGCUGCUGCUGCUGCUGAGGAAGCAUCAUCACUGAAGGGGCCGCGAUUAGCAGCACACGAGCACAGGCCGAAGCGACAGAGGCAGCUAACAGCAUCGGCAGCAAGAGCAGCUGUGGGGGCGGGUUUAGUGCCACUAGGACGAAAGCGAGAGAGGCAAGGAGCACAGUGGGCGCAGCUGAUAGCAGAGGCAGCGCAGUCAGAGGCGUCAGCGGAAUCAGCAGUGGAGGCGGGGAUAGACCUGCAGGAGUGGGCGGAUGGGCGCGAUGUGAAGGCGCUGCUAUGUGCCCUGGACGGGGAGAGGUGGCGCAUUCGCAUCCGCGUGCGGCAGGGCAUGAAGUGGCGCAGCUGGCUGGAAAAACAGCAGCAGCAGCAGCAGCAGCUGGAGAUGGGCACAGGCCAGAGGGGGGUGAAAGGGGAGGGAGAGGAGGGUGGGUUGGCAGCGAGUGGUGCUGGCAGGAGUGAAGGGGUUGGUGGGGGUGAGGGGGGUGGUGGGAAGGGUGCGAGGGUGUGGCGGACUGCUCUGUUCAACAUGCCGUAUUACUAUGACCCUCUGGAGGACCGGGGUGGUAAGGGCGGGAGGCGCGGAUGGAAGGCGAAGGAUGAAGAGUGGCGAAGGAAAGUGAGGGCUGGAGAAGUGGAUGUGGGAGUGAAAGUGAAAACGGAGGAAGUUGAGUGGGAUGUGGCGUCCAUGGGAGGAAUAGAAGGAGCAGGAACGUGUAGUGGAAUGAUGGGAGGUGACGCGAUGGACAGCGAUGGGGUGGAUAGUGGGGGCGAGCUUGGAGAAGGUGAGGGAGAAGCAGAGAGAGGAGGGGCAGGGAGAAGACAGGGGAGAGGAGGACGGGGAAGGAGCGAAGGAGGGAGAGGAGGAGGGGGACGACAAGGGAGGAGAGCUCUUUCAGUGAAGGGAGCCAACUGGGAAGGCUUGUGGAGUUUCGCUGAUGGGGGAGAUGGUGGACGAGAGGAUGAUCGUGCAGCUGCUGUGGAUGGCGGUGCAGGCAGUGGCGUGGGUGGUGGUGAUGGUGUGGCAGUGGACCACGCUCCACUUCCCUCUCACCAGCUGCCAAUGCCACCGCAGCAGCCCGAUCUGCAGCAGCUGCAGCGUCAGCAGCACCAGCUGGUGCAUCAACAGCAGCAGCAGCAGCAGCAGUGGCAGCAGCAGCAUCAACAACAGCAACAACAUCAGCAGCAGCAACAACAACUACAGGUGCAGCUACAGCUACAGCAGCAGCAACAGCAACAGCAACAGCAGCAGCAGCAGUUGUGGCGGCCUGGCUGGCAAGCACCUGGAACUGUGUGGCAGAUGGCCGGCAAUGGCUGUCAGCAAGUGGUGCCUCCAGCAGCCGUGCCUGGUUGGCGGGCAACUACGAGACCCAGUAGCCCAUGGCAGGCCGGUGCACCCAACACUCCAUGGCAAGGUGCCGCGCCCUGCCCACCCAGCUGCACGUCGCAACCCGAUGGCCCCAAUGCUGCAUGGCAGGCCAGUGCACCCAGUGACCCAUCGCAACCCUCCAUGGGAGCAUGGCCUGUAGCUGGAGGGGAAUGCCACACACUUGCAGCAGCAGUGCCAGCAGAAGUGGUGCCAGCAGCAACAGUUGCAGCAGGAGCAGGAGCAAGAACACCAACAGCACCAGCGGCAGGAGCAUCGACACCAGCAGAAGCCGCAGCAAUGGUGGCUACCAGCGCAGCAGCAGGAGCAAUACCAGCUGCAGUAACCGCAUGGCUUCAGCAGCAACUGCAGCAGCAGCAGGAGAGGCAACUACAACAGCAGUUGCUGCAGCAACUGCAACGACUGCUCUUACCCCAGCAGCAGCCACAUCAGGAGCAGCGUCAACAGCAGUUGUUGCAUCAGUUGCAACAACUACUACUACCCCAGCAGCAUCAGCCGCAAAAGCAACAACAGCAGUUGCUGCAGCAGCUGCAACAACUACUCUCACCCCAGCUGCAGCAGCAGCAGCAUCAACAACAGGAGAAGUUGCUGCAGCAGUUGCAACAACUUCUCUUACCUCAGCAGCAGCAGCAGCAGCAGCAGUUGUUGCAUCAGUUGCAACAACUACUCCUUCCCCAGCAGCAACAACAGCAGCAACAACAGCAGCAACAGCAGCAGCAACAACAGCAGCAACAGCAGCAGCAACAGCAGCAGCAACAACAGCAGCAACAACAGCAGCACCAGCAGCAGCAACAACAGCAGCAACAACAGCAGCAACAGCAGCAGCAACAGCAGCAGCAACAACAGCAGCAACAACAGCAGCAACAGCAGCUACAGCAGCAACAGCAACAACAGCAACAACAGCAGCAAGAACAGCAGCAAUGGCAGCAGCAGCAGGAGCUGCAGCUGCAACAGCAACCUUCAUCAACAACCACUCAGGCUCUAAUCCCUGUCAGUUCCGCCUCUACACUUCAUCCCAAUACCCCGGCCCGCCCUCCUUACCCAGCGAAUCAAUCAUAUCCCCCUGCCCAACCACCCUAUCCGUACUUCCUGCCAUAUGCUCCUUUCCCUCCCUACCCAUCCGCCCAGCCCUUCCAACCCCAGUCUGCACCUCCCCCAAGUAUGCCUGCCUGGCCACAGCAGGCACAUGCCUCACAACCUCCUCCUGCUCCUGUCCCUGCUGCUUCUCCUGCUGCUGCUGUUGGUGGUGGUGCUGCUGCUGUUCCUGCUGCUUCUGCUGGUAGGGGUGGGGAGGGUCUUGGAGUCACUGCCAAGGCGGGGAAUAAGGCUGCUGAGUUGGGGAAGGAGAAGAGGAGGAGAGAGCUGGAGCAAAACGAGUUAGUUGAGGUGGUAGGGAAUAAGAAGAAGGGACGAUUGCAGCAGCAGCAGCAGCUGGUUGGGCAGAAGAGGAAACCACAAGAGCAAGUGCCGCAAGGUCUCGCAGGAAAGCGGGCAGCACGGAAAUCAGCUUUUCAAGAUGCGUGGAAAAUGCUGAUGGUUGGAGGGCAUAUGGAAGGUGAGGGUAGAGCGCAGGGUAAUGCUGCCAGGGAAAGUGAUGAUGGGGAUGAGGACGCAGGGGACGAGGAAGAAGAGGUGGAUGAAGAGGACGUUGAGGAUGUAGAGGAGGAGGAUGUAGUAGAGGUUGUGGUGAGGAAAGGUAGGGUGCAGGAUAGUAGUGUGGGAGAGAGGGAGGAGAGGAGGAGGCACGGGAAGGGACAGAAGAGGAAGGUGACAUGGGGUGGUGUGGCUGACAUGGGGUGAUGUCAGGCAUGCGUGCAUGGUUCUUGCGACCACUGCAACAAGGACUGUAGUGACAAGCAUUCUGAAUGUACAGGUCGUAUUCUACUAACGCAAGCUUCAAGGACGUAGGAAAUUGCACUUAGAGAAUAUCGAAGUGCGACCCUGGCAAAAUUGUUGAUAACGUUUCCGGGGUUGGAGCGUCGUCGUUCGCGUACUGUAGAGGGGCGGGGAGGCUGUCUUUUGUGCCAACCAUGUCCACGUAGGCAGACGCUCAGUUUUCGUAAUGUGUCGCACAACCAAGUUUCAUUUUUUUACAGAAUC